Megalopta genalis is the source of this 3649-nucleotide messenger RNA. RefSeq names its product UDP-glucuronosyltransferase 2A3. NCBI's taxonomy places the organism in Eukaryota, Metazoa, Arthropoda, Insecta, Hymenoptera, Halictidae. The record is from RefSeq and is a predicted model, not a curated record. Gene Ontology annotation, molecular function: UDP-glycosyltransferase activity.
GAGAGAUUUUACUGUAUAUACACGAAACUAUAAACAUCAGACCGGUUUCUUGUGUUUGGCAUCUAGAAAAUAACAUUAAGAAAACAAAUUCAAUAACGUUAUUCUUUGACAAAGAACUACACCAUCAUCACAAUGAAAUAUAGUUAACUACCAGACCAAAUGUACAUGGUACAGUCGCUACAAUCAGCUACAAUAAUGUUUAGGAGGUUAUAAAGUUUGUAACUUUUUAUUGUGAGUCGUCGUAACUAAGUACAUAACAUUGUUCUUUUGUAAUGUGUAGCGAUGUGAAUGCAAUAGGGUGUGUAUGUAGGCACGAUGCGGUGCUGUCUGAAACGAAGUUGAAUUCUAAAAAAUUAAACGUUCGUCGAAGAUACGAAUCUAUGCGAUUCCAAUCUUUUCCGACGUAAUGGCUUUCUGCAGUCCCACGUGUCGAAACAUUAAUUAGUUCAUGCUAUGUGUUUAAUAUCGCGCGAUGAAAACUCGUCAUUGUUAAAUAGGGUGGACGUGCACACAUCUAGAACGCGGCCACACGUUUGUUAGAACAUUUAGCCGGCCCAUAAUCAGUAAUCGGAGCCUGUUUCAGUAAUCUGUCGUUCUGGACCAAGGCAGACUUUGCUUACGAAAGUCAAAUGUUACGACCCACACGAUCGUUCACGCUUCGUGGCGGUGCUGCGACAGAGGCGAGUUGCUCGUUCGCUUAAAAUUCACGGUUCUUCGACCGGUACGACUCUUAUAUUCCGUGAGUGAAUCCUUCGCAUCUUUUAAGCAGAAAACAGUGCGUUGUUUACCUAUUUUACUCUCGAAUAGAUUAAAGCAUUAAAACUGUAUAAUGUGUAUAUAUUUGAAAUUCUUACUGUAAAAAUCGCUUGUAAACGAAGGAAUCGACAAAUUGCAUGGAUGCAAAGAUAAAUUGAGUUUCAUGCUAAUACUUACGUCAGUUUCACGUGCAGUAAUUAACAUACGGAGGAAAUAGCGAGUGACCUGUUUCGAAAUUUCGAUGAACGCGCUGAUUGUACGACAAGGAGUAUUAGGAAUUAAUAUGAGGAACGAAACGCUGUUUUCGAUUCUUUGAAACGUCUUUUAACGGGAGUGAUUCGUAUGAAAGACAAACAAGAGUUUUAUUUUUACCGAUUUAUUACCAUCGUCCGCUCAUAAUGUUCGCGCUUGUCGAAUUCUGCGCGUGGCUUUGUUUAAUACGUACAAUUCAUGGUUCGACCUUGACUGAACCUCCGCAAUCGGUAGUGGUCGUUGCAUUCGAGGAUGUCUAUGAUUUGUCAUUAUUAGCCAAUACUUUGUCGGAUGAAGGAAUCGACGCGACACUGAUCAUACCGGAGCAAUAUCAAAAUGAUCUCCACGAAAAUUUAAUCGGAGUGGAACUGGUAUUGCUGACUGUCGAAAUAACGAAGUCCGCGUAUCCUGAGAGCAAAGCGAUUCAGAUUUGCGAGGCUUUCUUGAAGGACGAGCAAAUUGCGAAGAAAAUAUCCGAAAUUCAACCUACAUUCGUCGUAUUUCCUGGUCUUAGGCAUGACGGUUGUUUGUUGCCAUGGUCAAGAGUUAUUCAGUCGAUACCAGUGAUAUGGACGCGGAACCGAGACGAAGAGAUCUACGUUUUCGAAUAUACUGGCACUGCUUUGCCGGUUCAGAGUGCAGGACUUUGGACAAGGCUGCGGACAAGUCUUUCACGGAGGUCGAUCUUCUCGACGGCCAGAGACGAGUACACCGCGUAUGCUCUCCGGAUGGGAGGAAAAUACUUGCCAGAGACUGGUUUCAAUUUAGACAAUCUUUACACGGAUGUCCGCCUUAUAUUAUGGGGUGGCGACGUCAUCCUACGUUCAGAUUUCGCUCCGCUCACGCCGCUGAUAGUUGAAGUUGGCUGUCAUCAUUGUAGAGCAGCAUAUCUGCUUCCCGAAAAAUUGCACGAAUCAUUGGUAACGUUCAAAUUAGGCACGACUGCGGUUUUCUUGAACGAUGGUCAUGAGACGAUGAUUAAGGAUAUGGCGCGUACGUUGCCUCAAGGCAGGGACGGUUUAGCUGUGGCUUAUAAGACCAAGGGAUGGCAAAGCUCAAAUAACCCGGAGAACCUUUUUAUUGCUGCAACGGUUGAUCGGCAAGAUCUGAUAGGUAACGCGCGCGCGAAGGUGGUAUUAAGUCAUUGCGCCGAUACCGAACUUCUAGAAUGCGGCUUCCAUGGGACUCCGGUGAUAUGUUUUCCAAGGAACGUACAUGAAUCCAAGAACGCUGCUCGCGCGGUGCAUUUAGGUUUCGCGCGUUCUGUAGAGGAUAUUCGCGCCAUCUCUGGUACAGAGCUAGCAAACAUGGUGAUGCAGAUGCAUCUGACAAUGGAUUACCGGGAGAACGCGCGGAGAGUGUCCGUGGCUAUCCGCGACAGGAUAAAUCCAGCUGUAGACAGACUGACUUAUUGGCUCCGUUACACGGCUCGGGCCAAGGAUCGAAACUUGGAGUUUUUGACGUCGAUCAGCCCGGCGAGAACGCCUAACGAGGACCUGCAAUUUUUGCUUGGCUUAUUCGCGGGCUGCAUAGUGGGGAUUUGCGUGACCGUUGGUUGCAUGUUGACGUGGUAUCUCUUUACGUCGAAGAGGGCGCAACUAUCGAAAGGACGGUACACUCAGUAAAAAAUAUUCUGCCGAGAUCCUCUCAAGAAGCUUGGCACGUACAGGAGUUUGCAGUAUACAUACACUGAAAUGAAAAUCCGUGUCACGCAACACGAUAUGCUGAUCCUCUAACGGUAUGAAACAUAUGACAUUGUUGGACCACCCGUGUUUAAGAACAUUGAUGCGAAUUAGAAAAUUCCCUCUCUAUAGGAGCGUGGAGCGCGACUGAUACAACGAUCAUAAAGAGUUGUAAAAGACUCCUGAAAUUCGCACAUAGGUGGUAAUCGCAAGUCUGAUGCGAUAGGUAUUGGAUGGACACCUACUCCGACUAUGAGCGUAUUUCAGAGGUUUUCUUUGGAAAGGCCAAAUGUAGCAAAAUUGAAAACAAGAUAGCUAGUCUCAUGGUAAUGUGACCGAGAGGUCUUUUUCACUACUCUCUAUGCUUACGUUGGCAAUUCCAUACUAGAGGGAACUCUGUACAUUCAAAGGGGGUAUUCUGGUUCAGACCAGACAUUUUCUAUAUCGACAAACGCGAAUGUAUUUUAUAAACAGACAAUUGAUCCAGUUUUUCCAAUGCCGUUUGGCAAACAUUUUCUAGUCUAUAAGGAUCGAAAAAGAUCAAUUUCGUGAUUUGGGAAAUCCAGAAUGCCCUCUUCUCACCCACCGACUCAAGGUGCUUGAAAUUUUCUUAAACGUUUAAUAUCGGCUACAUCUAAUUUUCAUUUUUAUUAUUGGGAUAGCAUCGUAAUAAGUUUGUUCUCCAAGCUAUGGGGCACAACCUACAUCUCGCCCGUGGUUCCGGCUAGAACGGAAGUGGUUAAAUACGGACACUUUUCGCAUAUGUAUUUAUAUAAAUGCACGUAGAGUACAGGUACAUACAAAUACAAAUGUUACGAGCUAGGGUGUUAUCGCAUUGCUAAUGAAGAGACGUAACUAUUACGAGAAUACUUGAUCGUUAAGAUUGAUUGAUCGGAAGAAAAGCUAGAAAGUACAAUGUAGCGAUGUGAGGAAAAAUAAAUUACAAAAUUUUCACAAUA